Molecule: messenger RNA, 1203 nt
Organism: Pipistrellus nathusii (Nathusius's pipistrelle)
Lineage: Eukaryota; Metazoa; Chordata; Mammalia; Chiroptera; Vespertilionidae
Source: the annotation of a GenBank genome assembly
AUGGGGGUGUUGAUGUCCAAGCGGCAGACGGUGGAGCAGGUGCAGAAGGUGAGCCUGGCCGUAUCUGCUUUCAAGGAUGGGCUGCGGGACAGGCCUCCCAUCCAACGCACAGGUGAGCUCCCGGGGUCCCACCAUGACACUGCGGAGGGCUCUGUCCAGGAGGUGCAGGAGGAGAAAGAAGCAGAGGCAAGCACCUCGGUGCUCCAAGAAGAGAGCAGCGUCAACCGCGCCGCCUGGGAGAGGCUCCGAGACGGGCGUGGAGUGGAACCUGAGGAGUUUGACAGAAACAACCGUUUCACCCCUCCUGCCUUCAUCCGCCCCACCCGGGAGCUGGACGAUGACAAGCCUCCAGAUAUCUGCUUGGAACCCAGAGAGCCUGUCGUCAAUGAUGAGAUGUGUGAUGUCUGUGAGGUCUGGACGGCCGAGAGCCUCUUCCCAUGCAGGGUCUGCACCAGGGUUUUUCAUGACGGCUGCCUGCGCCGCAUGGGCUACAUCCAAGGAGACGGUGCAGCAGAAGUGACCGAGAUGGCACACACGGAAACAGGCUGGAGCUGCCACUACUGUAACAAUCUCAACUUGCUGCUAACCGAGGAGGAAAUGUAUAGCCUCACAGAGACCUUCCAGCAGUGCAAAGUCAUCCCUGAUUGCUCUCUGACGCGGGCGGACUUCCUGCGCUACCGUCACCAAGCAGCAAAGCGGGGGGACAGCGACAGGGCCUUAAGCGGGGAGCAGGAGGAGCAGGCGGCCCGCCAGUUUGCAGCCCUGGACCCUGACCAUCGAGGACACAUAGAGUGGCCUGACUUCCUGUCCCAUGAGUCCCUCCUGCUUCUGCAGCAAUUGCGUCCCCAGAACUCUCUGCUGAGGCUUCUGACAGUCAAGGAGCGGGAGCGAGCCCGGGCCACCUUCCUGGCCUGGGGCAGUGGGAGCGCCAUCAGCGAGGCCGAGUGCCACCGUGCACAGCACUCGUGGUUCCACAAACACCUCCCACAGGCUCCUUCCUCCAGUGUCAGCAUCAGCCAUGUGGGUCCCAUAGCGGACAGCAGCCCGGCCAGCGGCAGCAGCAAGAGUCAGGACAAGGCGCUGAUGCCCACAGAGCAUGAGUCCAGAUCUGUGGACUGGCCUACCUUCCUGCGGGAGAAUGUCAUCUACAUCUUGGCUGCCCGCCCGAACAGCGCAGCCAUUCACCUGAAACCCCCAGGAUAG